This is a messenger RNA of Helicoverpa armigera (cotton bollworm), 7090 nucleotides long. Its product is annotated as serine/arginine repetitive matrix protein 1. The record is from RefSeq and is a predicted model, not a curated record. Bases 114 to 3086 code for a protein of 990 amino acids. Lineage: Eukaryota; Metazoa; Arthropoda; Insecta; Lepidoptera; Noctuidae. The transcript is spliced from 19 exons. Gene Ontology annotation, molecular function: nucleic acid binding.
CAAAGCGAGGCAGGCUAUCUAUGUAACUGUGUCAAGAUGUCAGUUUCCGAACGAACGAUUUUAGCUUGCUCUAACCAUAGACAAGCUAAACUUUACUUUUUAUUAUUGUCAACAUGUCGGACAAUGAAGACUUGUUAGGCGAUGAUUUAGGAGACCAGAGUCUCGCGGACUACAACCUUGGUAAUGAGGAGGAGGAGCAGCUCUUGGCUGAUGAUUAUGAGAAUGCUGCGCCUCAAAAUGUUCCAACAUCGAUUGGGUCCGGGUACCGAGAACCUUUGGACAUGGUGCCUUCGGAAUACCCCGCUCAUGUUAUCGAGUACAAUAAUCAGCCACCGAUGCAGUACCAAGCAAUGGCAGACACAGAAUGUGUGGUUCCCAACAUAACGGUAGAAGUACCGGUGGCACCGAUACAGGAACUGCCGACGUACGCACCUUAUGAACCACCGGCUUAUGAGGAGCAUGCCGUUCCACCGGCUAUUCCAGCGUCUCCCAUAGAAUCACCACAGAUUGUACCAACAGACAUGAAUGCUCAAAUACAAAAUGGUGAUCUGGUGGGUAACCGCUCUCGCUUCGUGUCGGAGCGGCCGCCCGGCGCCCAGCGCCUGCCGCAAGUCAGGGACAUUCCCGAUAGCUUAGACAAAGUGGUAAUCCCUCGCGGUGGGUUCAGUCGCGGGCGCAGCACGUGGCGCAACCCACAGUUCGCGCCGCGGUACUCACAUCCUUACAGACGGAAUAAUAUGCAUCGGGGUAACUUCAACCAGCGCGCAUCAUUCCCACCCCCUCAACUCCGCCCCAGUCCCCCACAAAACAGACCAGAAAUUCGCCCUGAAAUGCGUCCUGAAAUCCACCCCGAAAUCCGGCCCGACAUGCGACCGGAUAUCCGCCCCGAAAUGCGUCUCGAACCCCCCAACCUACCCCCACAAAUGGGCCCCGAAAUAUCCCCUGAAAGGCCUAUCCUACCCCAAGAUAUACCCAUGUUCCGUCCCCCACUAGAGCGUCCGCAAUUCAUGCCUCGCUUCCAAUACCGGCCGCCGAUGGACGAGCGGCCUCAAUUUGGGCCUAUGAGGCCGAAUUUCGAGCCUAGGCCUUUCUUUAGGCCUAGUUUCCCCCCUCGACAGUUCGGGCCUCCUAUGAGGGAGAUAGUGCCAAAUGCUAGUCAUAUGCCUCAAGUGACGAUACGUCAGGCGUUGCCAUUGCCGGAUAAGAAAGAAGUGAGGGAACCAGAAGUCCGGAUGUUGCCGGUACCUUUGCCGGCUAAUUUGCCUCCCGGUGGUCUAGCCGGCAAAAAGGUGCUCAUCAAUCCACAUUUCAAAGGAAACUUCCAGCCGCCUGUUGAAGGGUUGCCAGUCUACAUUCCGACGCGAAUACAAAAGUCGCCGCCCCUCAGUCCUACGAUUGAGAGCAAAUUCGGUCCAGUGAAAGACAUAGAUGACGCAGCAGAGAGGUUCAUAGCGGAACAGAGAAACGCACUCGCUCGAGCCGCCGGCAGGAAAUAUAAUAGGAGAUCACCACAGAGAUACAUAGAGAACACUACGAUAGAGAUUGAGAAUGACUUAGCUCACAGUCAGCACAGGAGAAGCAACGAUGAUGAUGACUUACUGCGGAGACAGGAGGAGUUCAUCAAUGCUAACAGGGCUGGUUUGAGAAGAAGGAUGCGUUCCCCGUCCCCCGCGCGUCGUUCAGUCUCCCCGCGACGUUCUCCCGAGCGACGCCCCAGACCUGCGACCGACGCUCCUAGGCAUAAUGAUGAGGACAGUGAAUACAAGCGUCGUCUGCGUGAACAGGAGAGUUUACGUGAGCGAGUGCUGCGAGCUAAGGAAGUGCGGCGCAGGAAGAAUGCCGUCGCCAUGCAUAAGAUGAUGCAGGACAAGGAACGCGAAACUCACGAAAAGGAAAAAGAUAAAGAAAAAGUAACCCAGCCCCAACCAGAGCCUCCCAUCCAAGUAGCAGUUCCAGACCAACUGGUGACAGCUCCCGCAGAAAUACAGCACAACAAACCAGACACAACCCGCACUUCUCCAGACAAGAAGGUGGAGAAGACUGGGAAAGCGGAGAAGGUCGAGAAAGUGGAGAAGGUCAGGGAAAGGUCGCCGGUUAAGGAGGAUAGUGUUGAAGUUAAUUCUACUUGUGAAAACCUAACCCCACCUCACAAGACAACCCAGAAACGGGAAUCAGUGGACAGACUGACGCCUCCCCUGCCGGACAGACGGACGGACAGCGACGACGACCUCGACCUUAUACUGGGCGACAUCGACGGCAUACUGUCCGACGAUGACGAUAGCGGACGGUUCAAGGAUAAGAAUAAGAAACCGGACCCGCCGAAGUCCAAGCCUCAAGUGGACUUACGUUCCAAGCUGCCCCCCAAGUCUUCCAGCGAACACAAGAAACAGCAGCGACAGAAGAUCGUCUUCACUGACGAUAAUAAAGACGAGACCAAGACUAAGAAAAAAGAAAGGUCUCCAUCGCGUCGAGCCGUAGUAACGAGUUCGACUGUCACAGAAGACUCUACAACGCCUAGCGAAGCUAAAAAGCCAAAGGUAAAAGCAAAGCUGGACGCAGCUGCAAAAUCCAGACAAAGGAUAACGUAUGAGAAAGAGCAAGCAGAAAAAGAAAAAGAAGACGACAAAAAAUCAUCGUUCUCAAACCGCAGAGUUAUUCUCCAACGCAAGUCAGGAGCUACCAAAGAUAAGUCCGUCUUCUCCAGAAUUGAGGUCAAAAGUGACCCUUCGAAGCCUAACCCUGGCAUUUUCAGCCGGGCUGUCAGGACAGCUAUCGGUACAGAAAGUACCCGAAUAGUUAUUAAAAAAGAGGAACCACAAGUACAAUUUGAAAGUGAUUCAGAAAUUGAUGAGGAAUCGUUGUUAGAAGACACGGGGAAUACUGCAACGGUGUCCAACUUGCCACAUGGAAUGACUGACACGAGGUUGAAGACUCUGGCCGGGAAUGAAAUACAGAAUUUAGUAUUGGAUAAAGAAGAACGAUCAGCGAAGAUAACUUUCAAAACUACAGUAGCUGCUGAAAACUUCAAAAAGAAAUUUAAUAACAAGAUGGUCGCCGCCAGCCGAUUGUCCGUCACGUUGCGCUGAACACGAAAUGAUGAAACUUUUUAUCAUUAAUCAUCACGUAGAAAUGCGUCUUAUGUUCGCUAUGUUCAAUGUAGUGGAUGUUAACAAUACUUUGUAUGGAAUUGUAAACAUAGACACAUGUUUUAGACUCUGGUAGAAUAUGUCAAAGUUGUGUCAAAAUUGCUUACACAUAUGUAAAAUUACAGAGUAUACAAUGUUAUUGAUAUUUUUGUAAUUAAGCCAUGUUUAAGUUAAAACUAGACAGUUAUGUUCUUACUUGGUUAUCUGUAUGUUAUUUCUGUAGAUUUAGAAUCCUGCUACCGUUUGAUAGAUUGGUAAUGUGUGACAGAUAAUUACCUAUAUUUGGAGUGACUCCAAAACAUGAACACUAAACACCUAGUAGUGGCUCUGUAUGUAUUAAACGCAAAUUUUACAAAAAACCCUGCGAUAUUUUGAAAAAUACUCCUAAUGUUCUUUGAUCAUAAUAAAGAAACACUACAAUAAACAGAUUGUAAAGUAGAAUCAGCACAUAUUUACUCAAACAUGAAAAAGUCACUUAACUGAUAUAUUUCAUUUUUGGCUUCACUAGAAUCAUUCGAUUGCCAAUCUAUAUCUAUGGUAAUUUCUUAACAUAUUCUAACAUUUAUGUCACGAAAUAGAAGAUUAAAAAAAUUGAGUUAGAGAAAUCUAAAAUUAAUGUUUACAAAUUGUACAUUUUUAGCAUUUAGUUCUAACGUUUUAUAUAGACAAACUAACUAUCAAUAAAUAGUGUUCUCUUAUUUGAAAUAGAACUCGCAAUAUUAUAUAGUUCACUGCCAAUACCGGUCAUUGAUGUCUUACGACUAUUUCCAAUAUCAUAUGUAUUCGUUAAUUUGCUUACUAGACAUAGGAAAUUUGACAUAACUUAUAUGGGACGUAUGUAAAAGUAUAGGGAACGUCAAAAUGGCAGUUUACCAUAAAAUUGUUCUGCUUGAUAACUGUAAUGAUAUUUACAUUACACAUGAUUUUUUUUUUUCAAAAAUUUUGGGUAUUUUUCUUUUCUUAUUAUGGUAAAUAGGGGUUUUAUUGUAGUAUUAUUUUUAGGUGUAUACUGUUUGUAUAAUUAGAAGGUCAAUUUAACUAUUCAUCACAUUUUAACAUGUUCCCAAAAUUGUAUACUCUUACCUAGGGGUAUUGGGUUUCCCAGGAAACUGAGUUAAGGAGGUCAGAUAGGCAGUCGCUCCAUGUAAAAAGAUACAGGGUGACAAUUUGACAAAACGAAUUCAGGUAAAGCAAUAUUAGAUUUUUAGUUUUAUUGCUCAAGUCUUUUAUACACAACCUAUACCUUUGAUUAACACUAAUAUAAAAGUUUGGAAGUGUUUCAAAGUUAUAAAUAAUUCUGCUAAUAGGUUUAUAUUAUAUAGGAUCACAAGGCUUCCUUUUAUCAAUAAAGUAUUCGAAUAUACCAAAUCUACAAAAUGCUUUAUGAUGAAUAUUCGUUUUCAGAUAUAUUAAUGCCAUAUUAUAAUGUUAUCUCAAAUUAUCACCCUGUAUUGUUUAACUGUGAAUUACAAUAUUAAAGAUUGAAAUUUGACAUAAUUUAUAUGAAGCCAAUCCUCAGUAAGUUGUUGUAUCUGUAACAAACUAAAUUAAUAUGUAUUUUUAGUUUGUAAUUUUGUGUGUUUUUGACCAAUAGUUAAUUCUCUGCAAUCAGUCAACUAUGUUUGUAAAAUUGCAUUGGCAAAAUAUAAACGAUAUGGCAAAUGGUCCCUACAUGCAAUAUUAUUUAAAACAUUACAUUUUAUUUGUAUGUUUAUCAGGUAAAAACAUAUUUGAUUAGUAUAAUACUGAAUUGUACAAAAUUUGCUUCUUUGUGGUUUCCAAUUAUCUUAUACUUACAGAAACUUUGUUACAAGUAAUUUAUAUUCGUUCAUGCAUAUUUAAGUUUUUCAUAUCAAUAUAUGUAAUUUCAAAAAUCUUGUAUAAACAAAUAAUUAAUAGCUAGUAUAUUAUUUUUGUCUCUUCACUGUUUUCCAAUGUUACCUAAACAUUGCUUUGUAUUGAGACUUACAUGUAUUACUAUAUUAUCAUAGGUGUGACAAAACGAAAAUAUGAAAAAGUGACACUACAACAAAUAUUAGCCACUUCACUGUUCACGAUGCAGACACAAUCUGUGUAUCACAUAUGACUCCUGAGACAGGGGAAUUAUUAACUGUAUUCAAACACAAAGUACUAAAAUGCAAUAAUGUACAUGUAGCACUCUAUAUAACUACAUAUAUAUGUACCUACUUACUAAGUUAAAAUGUAUUGUCGAAUGCAAACUUAUGUUUUUCUGUGUAAAGGACGCCAUUUUAUUGAAUAUUAAAAUUAUACUAGCUCAUACUUAGCAUUUUUUGUAAGUAUUUCAUGAUUAUGUUAUCAAAAGGUUUCAUCGACUUUUUAAUUAUUACUGAAAUGUAUGAUUGACUGUAAAAGCUUCCAACUUUACCAUUUACUUGAGUUAAAAUUGCUACUAAACAAAGUUUGUAUUAUUUAACCAAGAUAUUAUAACUAUUUGUAGUUUUUCUAACACCAGUGUGACAAGCUAUUUUACAACUAAAUGUGGUUGUUUAUUCACAGUGUAACUAAGAAUUAAUACAUGUAUUGUAUGGAGAAUUUUUACCUGUAUCUUACAUCCAUACAACAGUAGGAAAAAAUUGAAUAUGUUUGUUAACAAUACAUUAACAUGUUUUAUUUAUAUAGACGCUUUUAAUAAUGUGACUCCUGUUUACUAAACUUGCAAAUUAGGUUAUGCGUUAGGCACUGUCAUAAAUAGAUGUCGGAUUAUAUGCAUCUACAUCUUCACGUUAUGCAAGUUCAUAUAAGGCAAUUUAAGUGUUAUUGCACAUUUAGGUACUGUCCUAUAAAUUGUAAUUAUUUUAAGGGGUGCAAUAAGUCACGCCUGUUUAAUUUGGAAACUACGGACAAAGAUAUUAGGCGUUUAUCUCACAAGAUCUCUCGGCCAAUGCGCUAAUUGAAAAUUGUGUGUGUUUGAACAGAAAAUAAUUUCUGUGGAUUCCAAAGUGGGUGUUUUUUAAACAGACUUGAAUGUCUGAUCAGUCAUAUUUAUACAAAUUGUGAAAAUAAACGUGAUUUAACCACUUCACUGUCCACGAUUCAGACACAAUAGUUAAACAAUUGGUGUGUAUCAUAUAUGACUCAUGGGACAGGGAAGUUAUUAAAACAAAUAUAUUUGAACACUGCAUUUCUGUACAUAUUGCCCACUUACUGCAUAUUUUGGCAUUAUGACAGUGCAUAUAAUCCGAUGUCUAGUCACAAAUUACACAUUUUUCUUGUGUGUAAAAGUUUUACUUACAUAAGUAGGUUGAAAAUACAUAUUUACUUUUUAUUCAAAUAAUGACGAAUUAUAAUGUUGCGAUAACUUAGUACCAUAGAUAAAGUAAUAUAGGUGCUUUUAAUAUUUUUCUUGUAUCUUUGCAUUUAUAUUUCGGUACUCAAAACGUGUUAUUUUAGUACUAAAAAUUAGGGAAAAUUAUUCCUAUCAAAGCCAUAAAAAUUACAUUUAUCAAUUAUUUUUAUUUAGGCUCUCUUCAAUCUAAAAAUAAAUACAGAAAAGUUUGCUGUAUUUUGAUGUUCUUCGAUAAAAAAUGUUGUUCUCUUGUCUUUUAUUAUAAAAUAUAACUUAAGUUUGUCUUUUUUAGUGUUUAGACGUGACGAAGUAUAAUGUUAGACGUAGAGCUAAUUUUACUUUCGUCGAGGCCGCCUUGUACUGAGUGAUUUUAAGACUUAGGUACAUGAUUCUUGCGAUACUCGGUUUUGAAGCGAGAUGGAAUAUUAUAAUAUAAUCGAGAUUAUUUGAACUAUUGUUUAUGUACAACAGUCUUUUUUUUACUGAUUAUUAAAAACUGGUUCAGUAUUUUUUUGGCUGAUAUAAAGGUUUGCCUCGAUUCUUUCACUCAUUUCGAGGCGACCUCGUCAAAAGCAAAUUUUCGCAUUGCGACCCAUUGUUAUUAUAAUGCAAAUAAAACUAUGCUAGAAGUGGAAAA